This is a messenger RNA of Aureobasidium pullulans EXF-150, 1830 nucleotides long. Its product is annotated as WD40 repeat-like protein. Gene Ontology annotation, molecular function: protein binding. NCBI's taxonomy places the organism in Eukaryota, Fungi, Ascomycota, Dothideomycetes, Dothideales, Saccotheciaceae. The coding region runs from base 1 to 1692 and encodes 563 amino acids. The record is from RefSeq and is a predicted model, not a curated record. The transcript has a single exon. Gene Ontology annotation, cellular component: nucleus. Gene Ontology annotation, biological process: rRNA processing.
AUGUCCAUGAUCACAGCAACGACGUGGGUGCCGCGAGGCUUCGCAGCACCCUUCCCGACGAAAUACCAGUUCGACGAGGAGGAAUUCGAACGCAUUUCCAAGCUGGCCAAGCUGGAACUCGACGACGCAAAGGAUGAUCUCGCCGAUGCGCAAGCCGAGCUGGCUGGCGAGAAGGUGGCCAAGAAGGACGACAGCGACGACGAGGACGACGACGAAGUAUCCGCAACCGCCGCCGCGACACAAGACAUCGAUCUCCAGGACGACGACCUGAAAGAGUACGACCUUGAGAACUACGACAACGACGAGGCUCCCGAGGGUGAAGAGGGACAAGGCGACUCGACCUUGAGCAUGUUCGGAAAUGUACGCAACCUGGCAUACCACGGCUCCAACGCCGAGGACCCUUACAUCACACUCAAGGAGGGCGAAGAGUCAGACGACGAGGAGCGCGAGGAGAUGCAGAUCUUGCCCACCGACAACAUGCUGCUGGCCGCACGUAUCGAGGAUGAGGUCGCCCAUCUGGAGUGCUACGUCUAUGAGGAUGACGCCGACAACUUGUACGUCCACCACGACAUUAUGCUGCCCGCCAUUCCGCUGGCAGUCGAGUGGGUCAACAUGCCCAUUUCCAAGCCUGGCGAGCCCGUACCCGAGGGUCAGAAGGCCAACUUCGUCGCCGUCGGCACCAUGGACCCGGACAUUGAGAUUUGGGAUCUGGACACCGUCGAUUGCAUGUACCCCAACGCCGUCCUUGGUCAGGGAACCGCAGAAGCUUCCGCAGCACCGCCCAUGCCCGGCCAGAAGAAAAAGAAGAAGAAGAAGAGCAAGCAAAUCAACAACGCCUACCACGUCGACUCGGUCCUCGCCCUGUCAGCCAACCGCUUCCAUCGCAACCUGCUGGCCUCCGCCUCGGCCGAUACCACCGUCAAGCUCUGGGAUCUGAGCACCCAACAGUGCGCAAAAUCAUACAACGACUUCCACACCGACAAAGUCUGCGCCCUGCACUUCAACCCCCACGAAGCCCACUCGACCAUCCUGCUGACCGGUUCCUACGACCGCACCGUCUGCGUCGCCGACCUGCGCGCCGCCGAGGGCACCAAGCCCAAGCGCUGGGGUGUCGACUCGGACGUCGAGCAAGUCCGCUGGGACCCCCACAACGAGCACGUCUUCUACGUCUCUACAGAAAGCGGUAUCCUGUACGCCUUUGACGCACGCAACGCACCUUCCACCCUCGAAAAGACACAAGCCAUCUGGCGCCUCCAAGCACACGAGUCAUCACUCUCCUCAUUCGCACUCAACCCCACCGUCCCUGGUUUCAUCGCCACCGCCUCGACAGACCGCACAGUCAAGCUGUGGAACGUGGAUCAAGCUACCAAUCAACCUUCCAUGGUCGUCUCGCGUGACAUUGGCGUCGGCCGCGUCUUCUCUACAAACUUCGCUCCCGACGAGGCAGUCGCCUUCCGUCUUGCCGUCGCUGGAUCAAAGGGUGCUGUUCAGGUCUGGGACACCAGUACCAACAGAGCCGUCCGUGAGGCUUUCGCUGGCCGUGUCAAGGGCAUUGACGCAACCGAAGUCAAGGAGAGACUGGUCGCUGUUGCCAAUGACGAGGAGGAUGACAGCGAGAGUGGUGAGGACGAAGAGGAGAACGAGGACGACGCUGGUGCUGACGAGCGUGGUUGGGAGAGCAUGUCUGAGUAAUGUGUUUCUUAGCGUAUCUAUAAAAUGUCAUGAACGAUUCUUUCUACUCUUAACACAACUUGUCAAUUCAGAUCAGCUGCCACUAAAUGUCCCUGACCGGCGACACAGUACUCAUUCUGUAAGGAAGACAGGCUAGCA